Candida dubliniensis CD36 is the source of this 561-nucleotide messenger RNA. Its product is annotated as Arf family GTPase. Bases 1 to 561 code for a protein of 186 amino acids. The record is from RefSeq and is a predicted model, not a curated record. Gene Ontology annotation, biological process: protein folding. Gene Ontology annotation, cellular component: cytoplasm; microtubule cytoskeleton. The transcript has a single exon. Gene Ontology annotation, molecular function: GTP binding; GTPase activity. Lineage: Eukaryota; Fungi; Ascomycota; Pichiomycetes; Serinales; Debaryomycetaceae.
AUGGGAUUACUUACAAUUAUUAAAAAACAAAAAUUAAAAGAUAAUGAAAUAAGAAUAUUAACAUUAGGAUUAGAUAAUUCUGGUAAAACCACCAUUAUUAAAAAAAUGUUAAAUCAAGAUAUUACAACAAUAUCUCCUACCAUGGGAUUUCAAAUCAAUACAUUAAUUUAUAAUAAUCAAUAUACAUUAAAUAUUUGGGAUAUUGGAGGUCAAACUAGUUUACGAUUAUUUUGGGGUAAUUAUUUUGAUAAAACUAAUGUUGUUAUAUGGGUUAUUGAUGGAUUAAGUUUAGAAAGAUUAAAUGAAUCUUAUCAAGAAUUAAAACAAAAAAUAAUUUUACAAGAUCGAUUAAUUGGAAUAUAUUUAAUGAUAAUAAUUAAUAAAAUUGAUUUAAUAAUAUCAAAACUGGAUUUAUCAAAUUUAAAAGAAAAAGUUAUUGAUUUAUUACAAUUAAAUAAUCAUAUAUCACAACGAAAUAAAUGGCAAGUGGAAUUAGUUAGUGGGAAAACUGGUCAAGGUAUAGAUAAAGUAUUACAAUGGAUUGUUACCAGAGAAUAUUGA